AUGCGAUACGGCUUACCUUCAGCUAUCACGGCACUCGCGCUGUCCUUGACAACAAGCGCCGCCAGAACUUGCGGCAGCAGCAACGCCACAUCGACGUACUCGUGGCGAGUGAGCGACGCGAGGUACGACGGCGCACGCCCGAGAGACAGCGCCAGCCCCGCGACCAUCGCAGUCAGUAUAGUGCCGACCAACAGGACUUACGGGACGUUCUUCGAAUGUGUGGCAUCGUGGCCGGAGGCCUGGAAGGGAUGGCACGACGGCGGAGAUAGUAUUAUCUGGAGCGAAUGCAUCUGGGCCGGAAAUGGGUUCACCGACGACACCACCGUCUCCUUCGCCAUGGACUGGGCCAACCGGACGAUGGCCGAUGGCCUGGCGACAGGAAUACUCGCCCUUGACAUGAAUUGCGCGACGACCGAGGAGGGAAGUGAGGUAUGCGCACUGGUGGCCAGUGAUUCAAUGGGGUUCACUACAAAGGGAGGCCCGACUCCACAGGAGCCAGAUAAUGGUUGUCCAGAUAGUGUGGACAGUUAUCAAUCAUGGCAGCUGGAGCAGUGGCAGAGGCAGUACGAAUUGGCCCCGGGCUCGUCGUUGUCCGACCCACCGAAAGCCGACACGGGUCCGCGUUUUGUCUUGAGAAAUAUGAGAAACAGAGGAGCCGAUGCCUUCAACUGCACAACCUCCGGGGGAGUCGGAGACGAGAGGUUCACCGGCACCUGUGUAGCGGCCGAUGGGGCCUCGGCCAGCACGGCAGAGUUUAUCUUCGACAGGAAGCUCGACAUGCUCACAGUCACCCAACGCUGGCAGUGUGGCGAGGUCUCAUUCGAUGCGGUUGGU
Molecule: messenger RNA, 834 nt
Organism: Diaporthe citri
Lineage: Eukaryota; Fungi; Ascomycota; Sordariomycetes; Diaporthales; Diaporthaceae
Exons: 3
Source: RefSeq, a predicted model, not a curated record